CCCAGUUGGGAGUCUAGUUUAGGAGGAGCGGCAAAAUGGUGACUCCUCUUGUGCGCGUGAAGAGCGUGAAGAAGCGGACCAACCGCUUCAUUCGGCAUCAGAGCGACCGCAGGAUGACCGUGAAGGAGAGCUGGCGGCGCCCCAAGGGUAUUGACUCCCGCGUGCGCCGGAAGUUCAAGGGCUGCGGCGUCAUCAUGCCCAACAUCGGCUACGGCUCCAACAAGAAGACCCGCCACGUCCUGCCCAACGGCUUCCUCAAGUUUGUGGUGAACAACGUGAAGGACCUGGAGCUGCUGAUGAUGCACAACCGCAAGUUCUGCGGCGAGAUUGCGCACAACGUGUCCACGCUCAAGCGCAAGGCCAUUGUGGAGCGCGCGGCAGAGCUCAACAUUGCUCUAACCAACGGCAACAGCCGCCUGCGCAGCCAGGAGGACGAGUAGGAGUCUCGGCCCCUCACGAUGUCGGCACCCACAGCUGCACUGGCUUGGGACGAGAACAGCAGCACAUUGGGGUGUCAUGUUCCUGACGUGUAACACCCACCCCAAUC
Messenger RNA from Chlorella variabilis, 547 nucleotides. RefSeq lists its product as hypothetical. The coding region runs from base 36 to 440 and encodes 134 amino acids. Gene Ontology annotation, molecular function: structural constituent of ribosome. Gene Ontology annotation, biological process: translation. Lineage: Eukaryota; Viridiplantae; Chlorophyta; Trebouxiophyceae; Chlorellales; Chlorellaceae. The transcript is spliced from 5 exons. The record is from RefSeq and is a predicted model, not a curated record. Gene Ontology annotation, cellular component: ribosome; cytosolic large ribosomal subunit.